Penicillium taxi is the source of this 819-nucleotide messenger RNA. RefSeq lists its product as uncharacterized. The record is from RefSeq and is a predicted model, not a curated record. The coding region runs from base 1 to 819 and encodes 272 amino acids. The transcript is spliced from 3 exons. Lineage: Eukaryota; Fungi; Ascomycota; Eurotiomycetes; Eurotiales; Aspergillaceae.
AUGAGUAUCAGAUCUGGAGUCCCCGAUGCCUGGGAUGAUGACUGGGAAUCGAAAGCUGAUACUGCUCCGCCACCCGAGAAAAAAGUCUCAUCGAAAGUUACAAAAGCACAGCGUAGGGCGCAGCAAGCAGAGUUUAAUCGGCAACUAUGGGCUGAGGCUGAAUCCCCACAGACACUCCACUUUGUCGAGGCGCGCUCAGACGUACCCCUAAAGCAAGAUAUUAAACCAACCGUUACAUUGCUCAGUCGAAGACCGCAGGUUGCAACAAGAUACUCUGGAAUUAACAGUGCGACUGCUGGAAUGGGCCAGCUUGGGUUAGAGGACGACUCAGAUGAGGAGGUUAUCAAACCCCCGAACCCACCCCAGAAGAACGUCAUGCAAUUGCGCUCAAGAAUAGAGAGGAGAAGCAACGCAAGUAUGAAGAGGCUAGAGAGAGAUUGUUUGGUUCUACAUCUGCGACUACAUCAGGCAAUUCGACCCCAGGAACUACCACUCCACCUCGUCAGCAAGGCGAAGGGAAAGGAAAGGGCAAAGGUCGUGGUGGGCGUGAUCACCGAGAGAAACGAGAUCCAUCCACCGCUUCCGGAAAAACCAAGAAUCUUUACGAUCCCACCGUCGCCGCGAGGGCAAAUGGUCCAGCUCAUCUACAGAGACGAGAUCGCCAAGGAGACCGGAGCGACUCUGACCAGCAAGUUCUGCAACAACCAAUACGCAGCCCUCGAGGCCCUGAUGCAAGUGGAAGGGGUGGUUUUGGAUUCAGCAACAGAGGUGCUCGAACGAGUUAAAUUAACAUACUGGCUUACGACGAGACUAUUAUAA